Molecule: messenger RNA, 2721 nt
Organism: Suillus clintonianus
Lineage: Eukaryota; Fungi; Basidiomycota; Agaricomycetes; Boletales; Suillaceae
Product: exocyst complex component Sec10-like protein
Exons: 11
Coding region: 1-2721 (906 amino acids)
Biological process (GO): Golgi to plasma membrane transport; exocytosis
Cellular component (GO): exocyst; cytoplasm
Molecular function (GO): protein binding
Source: RefSeq, a predicted model, not a curated record
AUGGACAAGUUUACUGCACUCGAACCAACGCGGCUUUAUUCAUCAUCGACGUCGGCUACAAACAAGAGGGCAAGCAGGACAAAACCUAUUUCUCGAUGGAUUGGCAAGCUACCUGCCGACAUUCACUUACUGGUCCUUAACCACCUUCCCAUCCCCGACAUCUCUGCCUAUGCUCGAGCGUCAAGGGCAACCGCUGGUUUAUCUCGCGACGAGAAAUUAUGGGAACGACGAUGGAAUGAUUUAGCUAUUACUCGGAAUGCCCUGGAUGACACGUUAGACGACCUUGAAUCCAAGCAAGAGCCAAAGGCUAACACUCAUUCGCCUCCUACGAUACCUGUGGAUGAUGAUUUCGGAGAAUUCACGUCUGCCCCGCGCACGCCAUCUAUUCCAUCUCUCUCAGCUGCAUUUACAUCUUUUGCGUUCACAGACGCAUCUCCAGGAAAGCAGACUUUCCGCGCCCGGUAUACGCGCGCUCAUUUAAUUCUCAAACAAUGCUUGGCCCCUCUACAUCAGCCACCACAUGCAGUCCUUUCCGCGCUCACACCACUCAUAGGCACAUCUUUGUUGUCCCAGGCUCGUUCUCUCCGCCUACUCAGCUUCUUUCUCUCCCCCCGCGUCCAAUCCGUAAGACAUUGGGACAUUCUUCUCGCCGCUCUGAAGGCUGCUGUAGAUCGCUUUGACGUAUCACUUCUGACAGCAUUUGAUGCUGCUGAUUCUCGUGGAGAUGAAAUGAUGAUGAGACAGGCUGCUCAUGCCAGCUGGGAGGUUUGGCCUGGGUUUGGGGAUUGGGAAAUGGGCAAGGUAUGGGCUGAGAAGCGAGAGAUAUUGUAUGAGCAGGGUCGCUGGAAUCCGCUAGCUAAUUUUACAGACGAAAAUACCCUUGACUUCACACCUAUGGAUGAAUUCAUGGCUAGUAUUAUACGCGCGCUGGAAGAACAUGGCACGAGGGCUGUGUUUGUCUUUCCGCCAGCUGCUGGAGUCCUUAUUGGGUUCGCAGAGCGCGUUGCUAACGAAGUUGUUGGUGAAUACAUAGCUCCGCUGCUGACACGUGCCAGAGAGAUAUCGAAUGCUCUCUAUCUCACUGCCGCGGCUGCCAGCUUCAGGGAAUCAUGGAGGAUUGUGGACGUUCUCACUACCGUGUCUAGUAAUUUCAGCGGCAAAGGUAAAGACAAGGCAGAAGAUGUCGUAUUUAUGAUGUUUGAGCCAAACAUGGACGAAUACCUUGAUGAGGAAAUAGAAUCAUUAAAACAAGCAUUCGAGGUGAUAUGCAAAGAGUGGGACCGGUCGACAUUAGCACUUGCAUCACAUAGUUCACCCACGCAAGCACACCAGACCCGCUUCCUUACUGCGCAGAAUCCAGCUCUCAUGAAACGCACCGUUCUAGCGUCAUUCACUAACGUGCUCUUAUUACCCGUAACCAUAGUCCCGCGUACUGUUGGUGCGGGAGUGGUAGCUGUAGGGGGAGCUGUAGGGGGAGCUGUUGGUGCCGUCGGCACAGGGAUGGUCCAAGGCAUUGCGAUGCUUAAUCCACAGCGGUGGGUCGGUGGCACUGGAUCGGUGAACAACGCAAAAGAGUACGCCAGCUUUGGGGGCGCCGAAGGAGAGGCCGCUAUCUUUGAGAUCGCUUUAUCUACAUCUGCGACAAAACCAACACUGGCGCCAACAGAAAAUCUCGAUCUCUUGUUGUCCCUCGAUGUUGCUCUCCAGUUAAUUCACGCAGACCGCGAUGCGCUCAAACGACUAGAGACAUUUGCGUCGUACCCUGGCCAAUAUGGAAUAAGGGUAAGAGAAACGAUUGAAGAAGCAUUCUGCGAGAUGCUUGGGGUAUUGUGUAACAGGCAUCUAGAGAAAGGUUUCGGGAUAGCAACGGAACGGAUGAAUUCAUACAAACCAUCAGAACACGAAGAAACUGCCAGUGUAGCGCCGCUACUACAAUUUUUUGAGCUCGUCCACGUCGGGGAUACGAUUCAAAGCAUGGUACAAGUAUUCUUUGACAAGGAGCUGGCUCCACACAUCGACAAAACGGACUUCCUGAAUGUGGUCGUGAGAGAAAAGAAACGCUUUGAAAACACGCUCGAUGACUGUGUUGCUGCAGGGCUAAAUGCUGGAACACAGGUGCUAAUGAACCAGGUUGAGCACAUUAUCCUGACACUGACAAAACCACGGGAAUAUUAUCCCCCUGAAGACGCUCCUCUAGAAUUGGGUCCCACUCCGGGCUGUACGGAAGCUAUCCGGUGCCUGGAUACGCAUUGUAGGCUUCUGAAGGGCAGCACGAGCAAGGAGGUGCUUGAAGUGUUCUACCAAGAGGUCGGAAUUCGGUUAUUGGCUAUACUGCAGAAGCAUAUCAAGCGUCAGAUCAUCUCUCUAAAUGGCGGAUUCCAGGUCAUUGCCGACCUCAAUGCUUAUUACUCCUUCGUAGCUUCUCUCAAGGCCGGUUCAUUUUUGCUGAUUUCAGUAACAUUGUGCCUGAUCUCUUGUGAACAGGUGCCCAAUAUUACUGCGGAUUUCUCGCAUUUAAAAAUGUUGGGACACGUCUUUGUUGUGGAAGACGCAAAGGAUCUGGCACAGAUCGUGAGAGAUGUAACAAGAUACGGUGGGGCGUAUCGACCCGAGGAUAUUUAUGAGUUUAUUCAACGACGCGCUGAUUGGAAAAAGAUUGAGAAGACGGUAGACAAGACGAUGUAUAACCUGAGCUUCAAGGAAGAUUGUGUUGUUUGCUGA